Penicillium daleae is the source of this 327-nucleotide messenger RNA. RefSeq lists its product as uncharacterized. NCBI's taxonomy places the organism in Eukaryota, Fungi, Ascomycota, Eurotiomycetes, Eurotiales, Aspergillaceae. The record is from RefSeq and is a predicted model, not a curated record. The coding region runs from base 1 to 327 and encodes 108 amino acids. The transcript has a single exon.
AUGAAGUUCAGCGCCAUUGUCUCUCUUCUUUGCAUCGCUGUCGCCCCGGUCAUGGCCGCGGAAGAUGUCACCACCUCCGUGACGACCACGACCAUCACCAACACCCUGAUCCGCGUCAACUCGGUCACUGCAACCCCCAGUUCCAGCGCAAGCGUGAUGACCGUCUCGGCGAAGUCUACUCCUCUGGUCACCUCUUCUGCCACCCCGUCCUCGACCCAGGCUGCUGCCUCCGCCACCAAGACUGGCGGCGCCGUUGCUCUCGGCGCUGGCAUGCCAGCGGCUCUGGUCGCAGGAUCUUUCGCGCUGAUUAUGGGCGCGGCCCUGUAA